This is a messenger RNA of Bombus impatiens (common eastern bumble bee), 2846 nucleotides long. Its product is annotated as WD repeat-containing protein 75. The transcript has 15 exons. Gene Ontology annotation, cellular component: nucleolus. The record is from RefSeq and is a predicted model, not a curated record. Lineage: Eukaryota; Metazoa; Arthropoda; Insecta; Hymenoptera; Apidae. The coding region runs from base 217 to 2826 and encodes 869 amino acids. Gene Ontology annotation, molecular function: RNA binding; protein binding. Gene Ontology annotation, biological process: positive regulation of transcription by RNA polymerase I; positive regulation of rRNA processing.
UAGAUGAAGUUUGUUUAAGUAUUUGGAUCUUUGGAUACGAGAAGACACCAUGUGAUAGGCAUUUGGUUUGGUUAAUUUAUGUUUUAAGCUUUUGUAGUUAUCAAAAUAUAAUAUUUUUUACUGUAUUUUGUAUUUUAUUGUGUCAUUAAUAUAUGGGGUAUACAAUACCGCGUUUAAUUAUUAGGAAUAUUGGUCUCUUACGACAUAAGUGAAAAAAUGCAGAUGAAAUUAAAUACGCAACGCGAAUCAACAAAUAUUGAAGUAAUUGAUGUAGACGAUUUAGUUUUAACGAGAAAAGGCGGAGGAAGUAUAAUUGAUCAACGGCCAGUUUUUUCACACGAUGGAGAAACAUUAUACAUAGUAUGGAAGCAUAUUAUAAGAGCUUACAGUACACAAACUGGAGAUUUUGUUAAAGAAUUAGAACCAGCAAAUUACAGAAUUGCAGGAUUAAUAAUACAUCCAGAAAAUCCUAAUCUGAUCAUUGCCUGUACAGAAAAUGGAGAAUUAAAUUUUUGGAGUUGUCAAAGCGGCAUUAUCACAAAGAAAUUGAAAUUAAAAUUUCAAAUAGAGCCAAAAAUAAAAACGUUUCACAUUGUAAAUUAUAAAACUCAUAAUGGAAAUGAGUUGCGUCAAGUGCUUGUAACAUAUAUUUCCAAAUGCAAUACAAAAAUUUAUAUAGUGUUAUUUGAUCUAGAUAAUGGAGUUUGUGCAAAGUCUACGUGUAUAUCGACAAAAUCUUAUGAAUACUAUGUUGAUAUAAUUGGUAAUCAUGGUGAAAAUUUAAUAGCACUCCUUCAUGAUGUAGAUUUGCAUAUAUUGAAUCCAUCAAGAAAUUUUGUUGAUAAAUUACAUAAGACAGGUAAAACAGGUAGAAUACCAACAUGCAUUGCUGGACAUCCAGAAGAAGAAUGUGUUGCCACAGGAGAUACAACUGGUCGUGUCGUAGUAUGGAAGGGUUUGUUUCAAACAAGACCUUAUACAGCAGUUUAUCAUUGGCAUACGUUACCUGUUACAGAAAUAGCAUUCAGUAAAUCAGGUGGUCACAUGUAUACAGGAGGAGGAGAAUGUGUUCUAGUGAAAUGGGUUUUAGCAAAUUCACAUCAAAAAUCCUUCCUUCCUCGAUUACCUGCACCUAUUAAACACCUUACUAUUGCUCCUGAUAAUUUAUAUGUGGCUGUAUCUACUUUAGAUAAUGGUAUCGUGGUUGUAAAUCCACAAAGAAAAUUGACAUCAGUUAUACAAAAUUUUACAUGGGGCGUGACCUUAUCUUCUAAAGAUUUAUUUCCUGCUGGCCUUAUCGUUGAUCCACGUACGAAUUGUUUAGUUUUAAAUAGUCGUACCGGACAUGUUCAAUUUUAUAAUACCCAUACGAAAAGUUUAUUAUAUAAUAUAAAUAUUACGGCACAAAAUUUUUUAACGCAAGAGCGUAAUGUACUUAUUAUAAACACGGAAGUUACAAAGAUAGCAAUAAAUCAUGAUGGUAUGUGGAUGGCGACUGUUGAAGAACGAAACGAUAAAAUGUCAUGUAUAGAAGUGAGGCUGAAAUUUUGGAUGUAUAACGUUAAACAACAACAGUACGCAUUAAACACGUCAAUCGAGCUUCCUCACGAUGGCGGUGUGAAUGCUUUGCACUUCCAACCGUGCAUGUUAUUCGGUGACGAGGGAGCACUGGCAGUUACAACAGGCAGAGAUAGAAAAUUCAAAUUAUGGCAUCUCGUAGAACCUUCAUCCUUACACAAAAAAAAUAAAUACUGGCAGUGCCAUAGUGUAGGAGAUUACAGAAAUCUGCCUGCAACGGAUGCUGGUUUUUCAAUUGAUGGUUCAUUAGUUGGUAUUGGUUUCGAUUCUAGUCUAACAAUAUGGACUCCCGAUACUUGUACGUUUAAAUGUAGCCUUACACACUGUCAAUAUCAGUAUCCAGUGACGCGAAUUGAAUUUGGAAAGCAAGAUGCUUGUCAUCUUGUGGUAGCAGUUUCCACGCAGCAUAUUGCGGUGUGGAACAUCCUAUCGCUUACGUUAAUAUGGAGCGUACCUCUAAAAAUUGCAACUCUUACGGCAGAUCCGAAAUCAACGUACAUGGCUGUUUUCACCACCGAUAAUUCACUGUUUGUAUUCACACCCCACAAAUCGACACCCGUCUACACAAGAAAAGAUUUUAUCGAAAAUAAUAGUUUCAUUUUGGGAGCCACCUUUGUACCACAUUUACAAGUGAAACGAGAUUCAUCGUACAGAUUGUGGCAACGAAGAUCGCAGCUUUUCUUUUUAGAUUCUAAUCAAGAAUUAUUAACGUUAGAACCAGAAUCUGAAGUGACUAUUUCUCUUGAAAUUUUAUCUACGAAUGCAACAGUUCCUGCUACCGCGUUUAGCCAUCUAAUAGCGAGCACAACUACCACAGACAAGGAAGUACCCGCUCUAUUUAUGCACGAACAACUGAAAACAGGAAAAGGAAUGGUAAAAGAGCUUCUCAGCGUCUCAGCCCACACAUUACCGCCCAUGAAGAUGCUUUGUGCAUCAUUCAUCACAUCUCUGCUCUCGCCAUCUGUGUCAAAAACUCAAUCACCUGACGAUAGAAUCGAGAGGGAUGAAACAAUCCAGAAUGACGAAGAGUCAGAGGAAAGCGAAGAAGAACUAUCACGACCGGAAAAUCGUGAAUCUCCACCUGUAACUGAAAUCGAUAAUGUCGAUGAGACAAAAGUACAACUUGUCGAUCACGAUUGGUCUUUCCUUAGAACUAUACUUCCAGAUCGAGAGGAGAUUGAACAACAAUUGAUAGAUGACAAUCUUGAACCAACUUUACCAUCUGAAAAUAUUUAUGAUGUAGUGUGAAGAUUUUUAUUUCUACGAUA